Messenger RNA from Danio rerio (zebrafish), 3529 nucleotides. The record is from RefSeq and is a predicted model, not a curated record. NCBI's taxonomy places the organism in Eukaryota, Metazoa, Chordata, Actinopteri, Cypriniformes, Danionidae.
UGCAUAUCGGAAACAAUAAGUGGGAGUGCAGACCAGUGGAAUACCAAUAGAUGGGAUGAAAACACCAGUGUAAAGCUGUGACGGGAGAUUUUAAGCGAUGCAGGUCACCUUGGCCACGGUGGGCAUGAGAGGGUGCCAGUGGUCCUGAUGCUGUGAAGGAGCCACUGUUAUGUAACAUGAAUCAUCAUGACAGAUUUUAGUUAGUGGUGCCUUAAACCUGACAUGGAACAAGUCUGGAUUCGUUUGGACAGGAAAUAAAGCAGAUCAGUUUUUUCACUAUGGAGGCCAUGGAGGAGGAGUCAAAGCCCAUUGUCCCCACCCCUGCUGUUUCCACAGCCUCUGCCUCCAGCCCACAAAGUGAAGCUGUAACCAAUGAACUGCAAGAUUUGUCUCUUCAGCCCGCCCCCAAUUUGCCUCCUAUUUACGAGAGGAAGAAUGUGCUCCAACUCAAACUUCAGCAGAGGCGAACUCGAGAAGAACUGGUUGACCAGGGGAUCAUGCCACCACUGAAAAGUUCAGCGUCUUUUCAUGAGCAGAGACGAAGUUUAGAACGAGCACGAACUGAGGACUACCUAAAGAGAAAGAUCCGCAGUCGUCCAGAGAGGUCAGAGCUGGUCAGGAUGCACAUUCUCGAAGAAACUUCAGCUGAACCAUCUCUUCAGGCCAAGCAGCUGCUGCUGAAACGAGCUCGUCUAGCAGACGACUUGAACGAUAAAAUCUCUCAGCGGCCCGGGCCCAUGGAGCUUGUUCACAAAAACAUCCUUCCUGUUCACAGCAGCAUCAAACAAGCCAUCAUAGAGACUGAGUUUCCAAAAGUAGAAGCGGAGAAUUCUUCGUUUGAUGAGGAAAGCAGUGAUGCAUUUUCACCGGAGCAGACAGCCAUUCAGGACUCUCCCCUUGGUCACACCCACUUACCUACUUCCGCUGAGUUACCAGCGAAUGAAGCCACACCAAAACAGGUCCCGCCUCCUCCUCCGCCUGCACUGCCAAGCCCCACCCCUCAGCAGAAACUUCUCAAUGGAACAACAGGCCAAAAGCAAGCUCCUGCACUACAGAAGAGUGGUAAAGUGAGUAGUGAGCGUCCUGCUCAGCGCUCUAAGAAAGUGAGAGACAAUAAACCUAAAGUCAAGAAGCUGAAAUAUCACCAGUAUGUUCCUCCGGAUCAGAAAGCUGAGCGUGAGCCUCCGCCUCUGCUCGACUCGUCCUACGCUAAACUCCUCUACCAACAGCAGCUCUUCCUCCAGCUACAGAUUAUCAACCAACAGCAGCAAAACUACAACUACCACACCAUCCUGCCAGCUCCACCCAAGCCUCCAGCUGAUCAGCAGCCUGCUUUAGCCAAUGGCCAGUCACAGUCCAAGAAUGACACUCCCCCUCAAUCAACAUCCACUAAUCUGACUAGUCAGAACCAACAGUCCACUAUAAAUGUAGGCAGAGUUAACAUAAGCCCACUGCCUCCCAACCUGGAGGAGCUAAAGGUGGCAGAGCUGAAGCAGGAGUUGAAACUGCGAGGCUUGACAGUCUCGGGCACAAAGAAUGACCUUAUUGAGCGGCUGAGGAAUUUUCAGGAGCAGAACGGUGGGACCAGCCCGCCAACACCUAAAACCAACACACCCUCAGCCCUAGGGGGAGGAGCCUCUUCCACACACCAAUCAACAGACAGGAACCUGAUGGUUGCUUCCUUCCAGUUCGGUGCCACUGCAGAAGGAGGGGGAACUCUGACAACAGCGCCAAUGAUGAUGCAGUUUGGCAGCACUAGCUCCUCCCCUCCGGUUUCCCCUGCCCACUCCGAGCGUUCAUCCACUGGAAUGAGUCCAGAUGAGGCGAGCUGUCAUGCAGAUGCUUUCGGGGAAAUGGUGAGCUCUCCUCUCACCCAGCUCUCCCUGCAGCCGUCUCCUCCUCUCCCGACCACUGUGUGCAUUAAAGAAGAGCCCUGUAGCCAAACAUAUCAAUCCUCCUCCUGCAUGCUUUCUCGUUCUGCAGACAAGGACCAGAUGCUGCUGGAGAAGGACCGGCGCAUUCAGGAGCUCACCAACAUGCUUUUGCAGAAGCAGCAGCUAGUUGAGUCCCUGCGUCUGCAGCUGGAGGGGAAACGGGUGCAAGAGCCCAAUCCAGUCAAAGAGGCGCUUCCUGCUGCCGUAAUUGAGGCUCUUAGAGUCACUGUAAAGGAGGAGGUGAUGGAGGUGGUGGAAGACAGUGAGAUGGUGACGGAGCCGCAGGUGGAGCUGGAGCAGCAGCAGAGGAUUGUAAUGCGACAGAAUCAACGCAACCUGCUGCAACAGACACAUCAGAGGAAGAGGAAAACACAGAAGCAGCAGAGACAAUUUCCUCAAGCACUUACCAACCAGCAGUCAAGUCCUGUUUCUUCAGUGCCAGUCAGCCCAGUUAACCCAAACUCCACCCCCACCAUAGUGACCGACGGCAACGGCAACCAGUUCCUGCUGACACUGUCUAAUCAGCACACAGAGGCCCCAGCCAGAGGCAGGCGCCCUCAGGGCAAAGCAACCAAUCAGAGCAGACUACAGAGACUGCAGUCGACAUCUACAACAUUACCCAACCAAUCAGAGGCUGAAUUGCUUAAUAAUAACAACCAGCCCGAGCCCAUACAAACUGUCAUUUUAAAACAGCCAAUCAAAAAGGCACUAAAGCCAGACCUAAAUGUGGCGACCAAUUACAAGGCAUCAAGCUCUUCCUUCGUCUCAACAUCAUUCUUCAGUUCAGUGGAUUCAAUGAAUGAUGGUGAUGUCGUCCCUUCAUCUCCCAACAACAACAACAAUAUUGAAAAUGUCUCCCAACAGCAUGUUGACGACCUGUUUGACAUCCUAAUCCAACGCGGAGAAAUCUCUGAGAAUUUCAAAGCAUCUCCUGAUCCUGUUCUUGAAAGGCUUCGGCCAAACACACCCCUCACCUUGAGCUUCUCUCCUCUCAAUCUCUCUCCUGCCUCUGAAAACACCAUCAAAACUUUAAUUGCAGAACCUCGACCUCCUUCCAUCAAGGUGCCCACCAGCUGUGCCACAGGUGCUGGACGUCUUGAAGAUUUCCUGGAAAGCACUACUGGCAAACCGUUACUGGGAGUGGAGCCAGGAGGACCGACCACGCUAAUCGUAGACCUCCACAAUCAAAUGCUAAGCACGCCGAGUAUCCUUGACCACCCACGGUGUCCAAUGGACACAUAUGACAUAAGCUUUUCCAGUCAUUCUGCUUCCGAUUUAGUAGACUCCGCCCCUGAUUCUAUGGAUUGGAUGGAGCUUGGAGUGGGCGCUUCUGCGGGGGAGGUGCCAGGGUUGGUACAUAUUAAUGGACACAACCCCUCCAGCUUGUUUUCUGCAGACUUUCUGGACACUUCUGAUCUGAACUGGUCCAGCUUGUAGUCAAUAGGAAUUCACAGACUAGUCUUUUUUUUUUUUUUUUUUUUUUAAAUGGCCCACAUAUUUCGCAUAGUAACUUCACCAGGAACUGUUUUAAUUUCGCUUUAACAAGUAUGAGUUAUAAUACUAACUUUACAUGGAUUAUAUUGCAUUUUAAAAAG